GCAACUGCAAGGCGCUGCCAAAGAAGGAUCUCUUUUGAAAAUUGCUUCUUUUUCUUGGUUAUCUAUAUCUUCAUCAUUUCACAACUGGUUCUGUAUGUGGGAACUUUUUGACAAUACUUUUGAUUUGAAUGGCUUCAGUUUCAAGUGGGUUUUAGAUUUUCAACAAGAAUAAGACAAGCUGGGCUUACUUCUACUUACUGGAGUUACAUUGCCAAUUAGGAAUGACGUUAACGGCUAGUUUAGUUCAAAAGAUAGGUAAUGCAAUUAAGGAAGUGGCCAGGAAUAAAGGCUCAACAUGGUGGUACACACCUCACAUGGCUGCAGCAUCUCGUGCCAUAGCCGAACGAAUCCCAUUGGUUGAUCUUGUCCUUGAAGUCAGAGAUGCGCGGAUUCCUUUAUCAUCAAAAUGUGAGCUAAUUAAGAAUUUGUCACCUUCCUCGAGGCGCAUUAUAAUUCUGAACAAGACAGAUUUAGCAAAUCACAUUCAACUAAAGGAAUGGCUGAAAUACUUUGAGCAACAAAAGUGUCUUGUAUUUGGAGUCAAUUCCCAUAAUAAAGAUAAAAUCAAAGAGUUACUGAACUUUCUGCGAGCUAGAGUUCGAGAAUUACCAAAGACUGGUCAUGGUGGUCAGACAAUAACAUUAAUGCUAGUUGGCAUUCCUAAUGUUGGGAAGUCUGCCCUUGCCAACUCAUUGCAUCAAAUUGGAAGGAUCAGUGCAGCGGAGAAAGGAAGAUUAAAGCAUGCCAUAGUGAGUCCUGAUCCCGGAGAAACAAAAAAUAUUAGUGGCUUGAAGAUCGCCAGCCAUCCUAGUAUUUAUGUGUUAGACACCCCUGGUGUUUUCCCGACUGAGAUUCUCAAUGCAGAGGUGUGCUCUAAUCUAGCUUUAACAGGUGCAAUCAGAGAUUGCUUGGUUGGGGAAGUGGAGCUUGCAGAAUAUUUUCUAUCCAUCUUUAACUUGAGCGAUGAAUACAAAAAAUGGGCCAAGUUGUCAUUAUCAGGUGCUGAUGAUAGUUCUGAGUUAGAGAGAAGACAGAAGCGGCAAUAUUUAACAGAUCACACGCAGGAUUUCAUUGUGAACAAAGUCCGAAGAAUGCUCUUCGAAGUAGUUUCAUCUUUCAAUUGCAAUCUAGAGGAUGAGGAGAUCAUGCUGCAGCUUAUCAAAGCAGAAUUUGCUGUCCUUCGCGAUGCUUUUAAUUUACCUCCUGAUUCGGAUGAUUAUGUUCGUAAAGUGGCUGCUAAAUUGCUUAAUCUGUAUCGUACUGGAAGGCUUGGUCAUUAUACUCUAGACCUUGUUCCAAGUAAAUAACUAAGGAAAAGACGUGCCAACUUUAGGGGGCUGUCUAUGUAGUCGACUAUGAUGCAAGUGUUGUUAUGACAUCCGAUCCAAAUAUCCGAAAUCCGAAAUUGAGCGGAUCGAUUCGGAUUUCGAAUUUCGGAUCCAAAUGAACAGCCCUACCCUAAACCCCACACGUGAGAUUAUACUGAUUUGUUAUUGUUGUUACUUUAUAUACUACUUAUCUAGCACUAUUAU
This is a messenger RNA of Nicotiana tabacum (common tobacco), 1532 nucleotides long. Its product is annotated as DAR GTPase 2, mitochondrial-like. The record is from RefSeq and is a predicted model, not a curated record. NCBI's taxonomy places the organism in Eukaryota, Viridiplantae, Streptophyta, Magnoliopsida, Solanales, Solanaceae. Gene Ontology annotation, cellular component: mitochondrion. Gene Ontology annotation, molecular function: GTP binding; GTPase activity. Gene Ontology annotation, biological process: mitochondrial translation.